CCUCGAUAGAACUCAUCAGUUGCUUUUACUUGUAAUAACAUAACAAAAUAUUCGUAUUUGUCGCCCACCAAGGUUAGAAUAGCAUGUAGUUGAUGCACUGGAGUUUUAUGGCCAUUGCCAUAGCAGAGUUUUCAUAUUGCGUAACAAGACAGUUCUGGAGCAAAGUCCAAUAGUGCUGAUAUUGCCCACAUCAUGUCUUUAAAAUUGAGUCAACAAAUUCAAGACUCAUUCAACUCAACAAAUUAAAAACUCAAGCACUCAUCAUCAAUUGGCGUCCGCAACUUAGGACACCACGGUCUCAUUUCUACAUUUAUUGCUACCAUGUGGCCUUUCAGGAGCUAGACAGACAACGGUUACCACUUCGAUAUGGUCACACAAUUUUAGACAAAUCACAAACGUAGUGGACUCUUUAUCAUGAUUUCAGUUGACUAAAAUGGGUAGCUGAUUCUUUUUAUGGGACUUAUUUUCUGAUUUUGAUCCCUUUUGUUUCACUAUGUUUAAUUAUUGAUUGUCAAAGCGUAUUGAUGGUUUGCGGGGAGCCCCUUACACGGCUCUGAAAGGACGAGAGCACAUGAAAUGAUGGGACUCCUGUAACUUUUGGAUGACCCCUUCAUGACAAAGACGGUCUCCAUCAAUUGUCCACUGGUCUUUAUUCCCACUUUUUGUGCCUGGGGUCGUUUUUGUGUCUUUUGUUUGUUUAUAUGUCAAAAUCCUUGCCUCGAGUUUGAUUAAUUCAGUCUGAACUAAGCCAAAGCCCAAAACACACCAGCUGUAACAUAAUUUCAUCGUGAAAUGUCAUAUAGGAGGUUUGUUAUAUUAUGAUCAUUUUGGUAAGGAUGGGAAGGCACAGCAGCGAACAUAACAGAUUUUAGAGAUGUUUUACACUGUAAUAUAUAUGGACUUUCGAAAUAAUGUUGGAGCCAGAAAAUUCAAAGGUGCAAUGAAAUGCCCUUUUGUUUGUCCCAAUUAAAAUAUUUUGUGAAGUUUGGGUUAGAUUGCUGCUAGGUGUGUACUUAUCCGAUAAUAGACUCCCUUCUUCUCCAUUGGCUAAUCUGGUCACAUGGUUGCCUAACUUUAUUCUGUUGACAGCAAGUAGGAGGGCUUUAUGGAGGGAGGAAAAAAAGACAACUCGAGAAAAAUUAGUAUUUUCUACCUUCAGAAAUUAAUGGCCAUGAGUUCGUACAUGGUGAACUCCAAGUAUGUGGAUCCUAAAUUUCCUCCUUGUGAGGAAUAUUCGCAAAACAGCUAUAUACCUGACCAGGGCACAGGGUACUACAGUCCAUCGCAGGACACUGAUUUCCAGCAUCCAGGAAUCUAUUCACGGUCAAACUACCCCGAGCAGCCCUUCAGUUGUAACACUGUGCAGGGCUCCACAGUGCAACCGCGGGGUCAUGUGCAGGAGCAAGCUAGCCAUCCGAGCCCUUUCACCGCCCAGACCGAGCAGUGUCCCUCGGUCCCAAUACCUGGCCCGAGGACUUGUGGGCAGCAACAAAACACAAAGAACCAAAACGGGAUACAAGCCAAGCAGCCAGCAAUAGUUUACCCCUGGAUGAAGAAAGUGCACGUUACCACGGUGAAUCCGGAUUACACAGGACCAGAACCUAAACGGUCACGGACAGCCUACACAAGACAGCAGGUUUUAGAACUGGAAAAGGAAUUCCAUUUUAACAGGUAUCUGACCAGGCGGCGUCGCAUUGAGAUUGCCCAUACCCUCUGUCUUUCCGAGCGUCAGAUCAAAAUCUGGUUUCAGAACAGAAGAAUGAAAUGGAAAAAGGAUCACAAACUGCCCAACACAAAGGGAAGAUCUGCGUCGGCCUCAAACCAGCAUGUACAGCACGUUCAGAAGGACAACCAGACAGAUAUCACAACUUUAUAACUGAAACUGGAAUCCGUCUCUCCUUCCUUUGACGUAUAAAGUGAACUAUGUAUUGUAGACAAUGCUGCGUUUGACUUUGCAUGGUCUCAACAUGACAUUUUUGGGUCAUUAUCAUUUGUGAAUGUGAACCAGAGGCACACAUUACAAAAUGCUUUGAGAGAGAGCUACGAAGUGUGGACUAUGUACUGGUAUAUCAUCCUUCCCCACCAAAUGUAAAUCUUAAUUAAGAUACGAGUGCAUCACCACAUUCUUUACAUGCUCUGAGGUACAGUAGAUUUCUAGAAGCCGAAACCUUGUUUUCACAACAAACGCCUCCUGAACUGUAACACUUUAAUGGUUGCAAGUGUUUGUAUUUGCAGUAUCAUAUUCCAUAUCUGUUUUAGCUGACCCUUUAUGUCUCAAUCAAGGGUCGAGUGAAUUGAAAUUGGUACUGCUUAAAGGAUAAAAACUAUAUUCAUUUGAAAACGCAAUAGCUUUCUGGACAUCUAAAGGUCGAUUUGGUGCAUCUCCUUAAAGAUUAUAGAACAUAUUUACGAAAAGGUGGAUCAAUUGGAUAAAAAGGUGGAUCAAUUGGAUAUUAUUUCUAUUUCUAAAUAUGGACUGGUCACUGAAAUGCAGGCAAAUGGUAAGUGAGGUUAUGAGUGUAAUUACUGAUAGAAAGUUUAUCUGAAAAUAAAUCUUCAUUGAAGUCUCUGACUGCACUAAUUCUACACAAAAAACUUUCUACAAGUGCGUUUGAAUUUAUUUUUGGAGUAAGAAAUGCCUAUGUGUUGAUUUGAAUAUUUCUUAGCUAGGCUAUAAAUCUCCCGUGACACCUUUGUAAACAGUGUACAAUUAAAGAAGCUGUAUAUCUGUCUUCCAGAUGUCAUUCGAACUUUCUUUAAUUACACCUUCUUUUAGUAUUUCUUUAUCUACUUUUACCAUUGUAAUAUACAUUUUAGAAGUCAUUGAAAUAUUUUAUUUAUUGAAUAUCAAAAUGGAGAAUGCUAAAAGUUUGAGUUGCGUUUACAAUGCUUAUGGACCCAAAUUAUGUCCAAAACAUUCCAUGAACCUGACAUUGUGUUAAUCGAAUAAAAGUGCAACAUUUUAUCUAUAUUAUGUAAUAUAUCUGUAUUUUGUUCAUAUUUUCUACAAACGCGUUUUGUAGCAAAAUGGUCAUUAAAAAUCCUGAAUACAGGAUAGUAGCAACAUCACCUAGUACUCUCUUGAAAAAAAAAAACAAGUAUAUUUUGUUGCAACUGGUCUAGGUUUUUAAUGCUGAAAUGGGGAGUAUUUUUUACGCUAAAAGAAUAGUUGAAUGCUGGAAUUCUAAAGCGAUGCAUUCACGUGGUGAUUAAAUAUUCCGGUAGCUUCUCUUCUGCAGUCAUUGUCUCCUGCACAAAAAGCUGGGAGCUCACACAUUGCGAAGAUGUCUUCUCUGAAGCCCUCUCGUUGAGAGGGUUGAAAAGGUAUUUUUACAGAAGCCAGUCAAAGCUCCAGAGGCAGGUUCAACCAGAGGACACAUUUUCUAUUGCAUUAGACGGAUUUCAGCCGCGAGGACUGACCCCGAAACCCCUUGACCCGCUGGACCCGCGGCCUUUUCUUACGCAGACGGUAUUCGCAUUCUGUGUUAGUAAAUGGACAACUUUUUACGUUUAAGGCAUCAUACAUCUUUGUCCUAUGCAGUUCUCCAUCUAGAAAAAAAUGUUGUCGUAGGCCUACUCUUAUAUCUUGUUUUAAAUGCACUAAAUGUUAUGGGCUGUGAUGAGCACCAUUGCAAUUAUUCAUUAUUGCCCUUUUUGUAUUUCUUUUGAGAAUGUUGUGACGUGAACAUCAGGAUAUCCUCGAAAUACCGAAUGAUCCAAUAAAGACUGAUAUUGAUGA
Molecule: messenger RNA, 3739 nt
Organism: Alosa alosa (allis shad)
Lineage: Eukaryota; Metazoa; Chordata; Actinopteri; Clupeiformes; Clupeidae
Gene: hoxd4a
Product: homeobox D4a
Exons: 2
Coding region: 1106-1876 (256 amino acids)
Biological process (GO): embryonic skeletal system morphogenesis; regulation of transcription by RNA polymerase II; anterior/posterior pattern specification
Cellular component (GO): nucleus
Molecular function (GO): DNA-binding transcription factor activity, RNA polymerase II-specific; RNA polymerase II cis-regulatory region sequence-specific DNA binding
Source: RefSeq, a predicted model, not a curated record